Oenanthe melanoleuca is the source of this 3876-nucleotide messenger RNA. RefSeq names its product angel homolog 1 (gene ANGEL1). The transcript has 10 exons. The coding region runs from base 359 to 2083 and encodes 574 amino acids. Gene Ontology annotation, molecular function: 3'-5'-RNA exonuclease activity. The record is from RefSeq and is a predicted model, not a curated record. NCBI's taxonomy places the organism in Eukaryota, Metazoa, Chordata, Aves, Passeriformes, Muscicapidae.
CCCACACCGGGCCAGGCAGGGCCCCACCCCGCCCGGGGCUGUCCCACACGAGCCGCGGCCUCCCGGGAGCGGCGCUCGGGGAGGGCCAGGCCCGAGCCGGCUGCGGGCCCCUGCGGCCGGACGCGAUGCUUUCUCUACCUGUCAAAAGAAUGUGCUUCUGGCAAAGAGCCCGUCCACCCAGAUAGAAGGUGUCUUUGCUGCAACCACAGGAAGAUUGGUCCCAGAAGAGCAAGAAGCCCUUCUCCAGCAGUGGCUGAAGGAAGAAGUAGAGAAUUUGCCAGCCAGUGAGAGUGUUCCAGCAGCAAGAAAAGUAUCAGUUACACUCAGUAGUGCCUGGUUAGAAGGUUCAGAGCUAUUGAUGACCAGCCUCAGUGACCUGAAUACAUCUCCAGAAGUCACCCAGUGUGCUGAUCAGCAGCUCUCGGAGCUAAACGCCUUGGCUUCUUCAGAAUUGCAAGAUCAUGCAGUGGCUGAACUGGCAAGAUUACCAGCAGAGGAAACAGUGACUGUAGCAGGCAGUGCCCCUUGGGCAGCUGUGGUGCCACAGACAGAUCACCAGACAGCUGGCUGUGCUGAUAUCAAUGUGGAAGUGCUGAAUGAUGACCCAGCUGUGCUGGCCUGGAGUUUAGCAUGUGAUGCAGAGACAGUGCCACCUGUGCUCCCAGGCCAGCCCAUUCAGGAUGCAGUGCAGUUUUAUCCUGUCCCAACAGAGCUGCCCUACCAUGAGAUCUUAUGGAGAGACUGGGAGGAUCUUUCUGUCCAGCCCUGUGUCUUAGAGCAGGUCUCAAAAAACACUUCUCUCUUUGAAUUUCGAGUCAUGUCUUACAACAUCCUUGCCCAGGACCUGGUGGAGCAGGGCCUUGAUCUCUAUGUACACUGUCAUCCAGACAUCCUGAACUGGAACUACCGCCUUCCAAACCUUUUGCAGGAGAUCCAGCAUUGGGAUCCUGACGUUCUGUGUCUCCAGGAGGUGCAAGAGAACCAUUACUGGGAGCAACUGGAACCAACGUUCAAGGAGAUGGGGUUUGCAUGCUUCUAUAAACGGAGAACUGGGACAAAGACAGAUGGAUGUGCAGUGUGCUACAAGCACAGCAGGUUCCAGCUGAUCAGCCUCAGCCCUGUGGAAUACUUCCGGCCUGGCCUGGACGUCCUCAACCGGGAUAAUGUGGGCUUGGUGCUGCUGCUGCAGCCUGUGCUCCCAGAGGAACUAGGGCUGAAGGCAGUCAGCCCUUUGUGUGUGGCCAACACUCAUGUGUUGUUCAAUCCCCGUCGAGGAGAUAUCAAACUGGCCCAGGUGGCCUUGCUGCUAGCAGAGAUUGACAAAAUUGCAAGAACUACUGAAGGCAGCUACUAUCCUGUCAUCUUGUGUGGAGACCUGAACUCUGUACCUGAUUCUCCACUGUACAAAUUCAUCCGAAAUGGUGAACUUUCCUACCAUGGAAUGCCAGCCUGGAAGGUGUCUGGUCAGGAGCACUUUUCCCAACAAUUGUAUCCGCGGAAACUGCAGGCCCCGCUGUGGCCAAGCUCCCUGGGUGUAACAGACAAGUGCCAGUAUGUCGCCCUGUGCCAGCCAAAGAAACUUGGGAGACGUGAAUACAGCCGUGACUUCCUGCUGCAGUUCCGCUUUUGUGAUGUUGCCUGUGAACGACCACCACAGCUGGUCCUCUUGGAAGGUGUGACAGAUGCUAAACCAGACCGCCCUGCACAUUGGCCCAAGCCUGCUGCCAUGGUGAAAGACUGUGAUCCCCAGCCAUUCAUCCCAAGGUGUUCAGGUGUUAUCCAGCAUGGCCUCAACCUGACCUCUGUCUACAGCCACUUCUUGCCACACCGGGGACGCCCAGAGGUCACGACGAUGCCCAUGGGGCUUGGAGCCACUGUGGAUUACAUUUUCUACUCAGCAGAGCCUGUGGAGGACAAGGCGGGUCGCAGGCUGUACAAGGAUGGAGCCCUGAAGCUGCUUGGCCGUCUUUCUCUUCUCUCUGAAGAUGUCCUCUUGAUGGCAAAUGGCUUACCAAAUCCUUUUUGUUCAUCUGAUCAUCUCUGCCUGCUGGCUAGCUUUGGCUUGGAGAUCUCCAGCCUCUGAGGGAGUUAGUGUUGGUUCCCUUUCCCCAAUGAAAAGCUGUUCUUGAUACAGCAGUUAAGGCUCUGGAUUGCACAACCUGCUUGCAAGAAAACCCUUUUCCUUGUCAUGCCCUAAAAGUCCUUUUCUCACCUCACACCCUCACUAAAAGCAGGGAUGGGAGAGUUAGAGCUCUUAUUGCAUUGAUAUUUUCUGCAUCUCUGCAAACCUGAACUGUGUUCCCAGUGGGCUGCCAGAUGUUUUCAGGCAUUAGCAUCUCUUAAAGGGAUCCUUGUUUCACUGCCUUGUUUAGGAAGUGUUUUUGUGCUGCAGGAACCAACAUAACUCCCAUGUUUGUUUGUCCCUGUGUGAGAUUUUCAAGGAGCGGAAAAAAGAGGGGCAAUGCUCUCUGCUUUUGGUUAGUUUAAUUGCUACCAAGGAGCAUGGGAUGUAUAUGCCAAUACUCUUUCACACCAAAACAAUAGUUCUUUUAAUUUCUCAGUAGUAGUUCAGUACUUUCAGGGCUAGUUGUUGCUUUGCCUUUUAGAUUGGAUCUGCUUACUGCUUAUAAAUGUCUUUUACUUAAUGAUCUGUAAGGGCUGACUUGCUGACAGAAAGGUUUGUGUGGUGUAACAGUUUUUACAAGAAACUGCUUGCUGUGACUGAUGGACCAGGGAAUGGGAUUGCCAGGAAUAGAGCCAGGGGUCCUACAGAGCCACCCACAGCAGCUCUAGAGCAAAAGACUAGAGGCCUUGGGGAUGGCUUCUUUCCUUUCUAGCAGUCUCAGAAUGGUACCUAAUUUGUAAUUUUUAGCAAAAAUAUUUAGGAUCAUCCCAGUGAAUAUCCUGUGGAAAUAACUACCUUGUAAGGCAUGACAACACUAGAAGGCUAACUGUGAUAACUGUGGUUAUCCCAAAAGAGAGAUGAAAAUGGAAGGCAUGUGAGAGUCAGCAGAGCCAUCAGAUGGAAGAGCUGUUCUUGUCACUUGCCCUGUUCUUUUUCUCUGUGCACUCCCUAUUGCAUUCAGCCUGCCAGGGGUCAGUAGCCAACCUGUAGCAUCCAUUUGUGCCAGACUGAAGGUUAUGCUGCAUCCUUCUUCUGGACCCAGCCAUGUUUAGGUGUAGAUAGAACCCUUAGGAUCAACUCCUGUCUCUUGACAUGUGUUGGGAGGAAGGGGAAGGCUGUGUAACUUGGAGCCAGACUGCAGUCACUUGGAUCCCAGCGUACCUUUGGUGUCCUGUUGGUGUGCUUUUGUAAGCGAUGGCUUGGCCAGUACAAAAGCAGUCAAGCUGCACCUGUUCCUAGAGUAAAUUCUCCAGUUCAGCCUGACAUUUGGUGCUCAGUUUUUCCCUAAGAGAUGGAACCAAUAUUGGCAGAAACAUCAUCAAUCUUCUGUUCACAAACAAGGCAGGAAAUCCGGUCCCACCUCAGGUUUUUGCCUGAGGAAGGUAUGGGAGACUUGAAACAUUGUUUGUUCUUCAUGGUCUGUAUUGAGGGACUUUGAUAUUUUAAAUGUUACUUUCUUUAUUGAAAAAUAAAAUCCUGCUAAUUUAAGAAAAUAUCACAAGUAACUGUGGCACCUUGUAUUUUUGGCAGUUGUACCUCUGAAGACUUCUGGACAAGGCUUUGCUGGCUGCAAGGUGAAAGAGGGCAAAUUUGCUACAUAAGGGAGUAAUGAGCGUUGAAGAGAGGGAAGAAAUAAGCCUUGUUUAAUCUCCCUAAAACCCAGAGGUGGCCUCUUUGGCGUUGGGUUUGUCUUGCCUUCUCCAUUCCUCACCUCACCCCCCCACCCCUAAAAAAAGAUUUGCUUUCAGGAA